Molecule: messenger RNA, 1545 nt
Organism: Anoplopoma fimbria (sablefish)
Lineage: Eukaryota; Metazoa; Chordata; Actinopteri; Perciformes; Anoplopomatidae
Exons: 4
Coding region: 304-1371 (355 amino acids)
Biological process (GO): lipid metabolic process
Molecular function (GO): phosphoric diester hydrolase activity
Source: RefSeq, a predicted model, not a curated record
GUCUAGAAGCCCCGAGAUAACAUUCACUAAUUCAUAAGAUUUUCUUGAGUUGAUUUUCUGAAUUUUUUGUUUGUUUCUGAACCACAAAAAAAUGAGGAACGUGAUCAGAUGAAUACCACACACGUACAAAACCCUCUCCUCCCACCCCUGCUCUGUAACGUAGAGCUCAGCUGCUCCUAACAUCACAGGUCGACACGCUGCCUCUGUCAUUUCAUCUCUGACCCCCUCAACUCCUCUCUCUCUCUCCCCUCUUUCUUUCCCCAGGCACCAGGAGUACCUUCUAGUUGCAGAACUGAUCAAUCAAUGAUGGGUGGCAUCAGAGGAGGUCCAGGGAAAAUGCAGAAGAUGAUAAUUGAGCUAUUGGUGCUAGUUGGAAUCAUUGGUUUGAGCCAUGGUGCCAUUCAGAGACCCGACUAUGAUGACACACCCAACCCGGAGUUCCUCAACCCGUCCUGGAUGGCCAGCAUCCCCGAUGAUCAGCCGCUGUCUGAGGUCACUAUGCCUGGGACCCACAACACCAUGGCUCUGUACGGUGGCGUGUAUGCAGAGUGCCAGACCUGGAACUUGGCCUCCCAGCUCCGAGCCGGCGUCCGCUUCCUAGACAUCCGUGUCCGUCACCUCGGGGGGAACCUCACCAUCCAUCACUCGGUGUCUUACCAGCGGGCGCACUUUGGCCACGUGCUGGAGGGUGUGGCUGACUUCCUCAGAGAGUAUCCCAGUGAGACGGUGCUGAUGCGAGUGAAGGAGGAGUUAAGUGAGACGUAUAACAUCUACGGUGCUGUGGUUGACUACAUCCAUCGCUACGCCAACUGGGACCUGCUGUGGCACAGCCGGCUCGUGCCGUCCAUGGGAGAGGCCCGAGGGAAACUCAUUGUUUUGCAGGACUUUUCUGGGCCAGACUUGGGGAUGCGCUAUGGUUCCCUGGACAAAGCAGAUCACUGGAAGGUACCCACACUUCUGCAUGUGAAGGAGAAAUGGAAGAGCGUCUAUGAGCACCUGGAGGUUGCACUUUCAGGGAACAGGUCCCAGAUUUUCCUCACCUACAGCAGUGGAGCCGGUUUGUUUGCGUACCCCAGAGCCGUCGCUCAGCGAGUCAAUCCACAACUGUACGACUACCUGAAUGCUAAGACGGACCUGAACCAGCGCCUUGGAAUUGUAUGCAUGGACUUCCCUGCUGCUCCUAUUAUUCAAAUGAUCAUUAACUUCCAACUGAGAGAGGCCAAAAAGAGCAGACAGGCUAUUAACAUAGUAUUUGGCAAGGCAAGUUUGAAAAAUGUAAUUUCUUCACUGAAAAAGAAGAUUUUAAUGGUUAUAUCUGAGCUAGUCAAGUACAAGGGAAGUGUAGACUGGUCAAUGACUGGCAAUCAAUGAAGUAUCAAUAUGGAUACCAAAUACUGCAGUUAUAGUGAUUCAAUAGCUGUAACCUUACUAUUUACUGUAACAGACAUGAUCCAAAUUGUACCUUCUCAUUGUGUCAUUCACCAAAGCUACUGGGGAAAAAUAAAUAAAUAAACUGGCUAAGUGCAUUAUAAUUGUAUAAAAGUU